AUGUCAAAUUGUGACAGAAGUUUAGCCGAGGACUCGUAUUUCUCUCGGAUGGCCUCGACAGACAACUCCCUCACUCUGUUGGAUCACUCUGUUGGGUCUUCUUCUGGAUGGGACUUGGACAACACCAAAGAAAACAUCAACAUUGUGGAACGUAGCGGUGUCUCUAGUUUGUACCUGUCCUGCUUUGACAUGCUGCUCACACAGGACGCUCUCAGUCUGGAUAAAGUUUCGGAGGCGUCUCCAGCGUCGGUGGCUCCUCUGACUCUGCUGGAGCCCAGAGAGGAGCCGGAACAGUGUCCGAUCAUCGACAGCCAGGAGCAGGGCCUGUCCCCGUCCUGUGAGAUAGACGAGCAAGAGGAUGACCGUUCUCUGGAGCAAGUGCAGAGCAUGGUGGUGGGAGAGGUGCUCAAAGACAUCGAAACAGCCUGCAAACUUCUCAACAUCACACCAGACCCCUUCGAGUGGAACACCAGUCACGUUCAGAAGUGGCUGCUGUGGACGGAGCACCUGUACAGGUUGCCUCACGUGGGGAAAGUCUUCCAGGAGCUGUCAGGGAAAGACUUGUGUGACAUGAGCGAAGAGGAGUUUCAACAGCGGUCCCCCCACAGUGGAGACACACUCCACGCUCAUCUGGACAUCUGGAAGUCAGCCGCUUGGAUGAAGGAAAGAUGCACCGUGGCAGAUACCAAAGUGACUGCAGGAUGGUCCGAGGCAGAUUCUUCUUCUUCUGGACAGCCCAUCCAUUUGUGGCAAUUUCUUAAAGAACUUCUUCUGAAACCGCACAACUAUGGCCGCUGCAUCCGUUGGCUUAAUAAAGAAAAAGGUAUUUUCAAGAUAGAAGACUCGGCUCACGUGGCCAGACUCUGGGGCCUCCGGAAGAACAGGCCGGCCAUGAACUAUGACAAGCUGAGCCGCUCCAUUCGACAGUACUACAAGAAGGGGAUCAUCCGCAAACCAGACGUGUCCCAGAGACUGGUGUAUCAGUUUGUCCGCCCGGUGUGA
Molecule: messenger RNA, 1002 nt
Organism: Knipowitschia caucasica
Lineage: Eukaryota; Metazoa; Chordata; Actinopteri; Gobiiformes; Gobiidae
Source: the annotation of a GenBank genome assembly